AUGGAGUCUCAUACAGCAGAUGGAGAAUUAUACAACGAAAAAAUUUUGGAAACGGCUAAGCAUAACUUUAAAACGAAAAUUGGCACUGAGUACACGACUAAAGAUGUAAUCAGAGUGUGGGAUUGUAUUUCCAGAUGGAUCGAAAACAACAUAAACCGUGACAAAGGUAUACUGAUGAAAGGAAUCGGUUACUUCACUGUGGCCCAGUGGGAUAUACCGGUGGGUAAAGGAUACCCGUUUACAAUCAGAAAGCCCGUGUUUGUGAUCGACGAGAAACUGGCAAAAGAUUACAAUUUGAAAAGGAAGCGACCUUACAAUACAGGGAAAAUCCACGAGCAUUAUUUGAAUCUGCUAUCGGUGGCACAUGAUUACGACCUGGACCCAGACAUGGUCCAGCAUUGUCUGAAAGAAGUGGUGACGGCGUUUAAGAAACUUCUGUACGAGCAGAAAAAUUGCGAACUUCCUUUUCCCAGGAUUGGCAAAUUACAAGUGAAAAAUAAGAAAGUCGUCAUGAGGUUUUAUCGCCAAUUUUUGGACAGGCAAAACGAGUACAUGCAAGACCGCAUGGAAGCAAGGAAGAAUCGCUAUAAGGCCACUAGUUACGACCCCAAUUGGGAUCGAGAUCAAUACAAACGAGAAGAGCGACCACAAACAUCAGGCUCUGUCAUUUCUCGACCAGCCUCUUCGUUGUCACAGUAUAGACCUGGUACCGGAUACGAACGUGUGCUGCCCAUGCCUUCUGAUAAUGCAAAAAGACCCACAUCCAGACUAUCGGUCUGUUCUCUCAGACCGAUUAGCAGACCUUCGUCCAACUUAUCAGUAAGAUCGAACCACCAAUCCAAUAGGCCAGGAUCGAGGGGGUUGUCCAGACAAUCAUCGAUCCGAUCCAGGUCGCUGGAAAGACCCGCAUCGUCCAAUCAUUUAUCACGACCCCAGACCAGAGCAUCGUCAGUGGAUUUGGCCAAAUUAUCCGAUAAAGCUGAAAAAGAAACUAAAUUCCAGGACAACUGUGUGGAUCAAAUAGAAAAUAACACCGAUCAUUUGUGUUACUUAUGUUGCAAGAGGAAACAACGAGUGGACACGAUAAAUACAUUCAUCCCAGAUUCACAGGAUAAAGAUAACUUUAUGAAAGGAGACAACCCAUUUGGCCAACCGUUAAACACAGACACUGAAAAUAAGCGUAAAAUGCAAUUGAAAGACACAUCAAACUACAAUUAUGUAACUGCCAAAAAACUCGCAGAAGUAAUUAAAAACGAAAACGAAAAAGCCCUAAGUGAAAAAAACGCUAAAAGUUACAUACUCUAUAAAAGACCUAAAAGCGUCACAGAGAAUUCCGGUGAGAAAAUUGCUCUGAGGCAAACUUUACUUGACCAGAUAGAAGAAAAAAAAUUAAAAAACAAUACAAAUAAAACAGCAUGCUUAGAAGAUGAAAAACGAGUCCAAGAAGAGCUUAUAAAAAGGUAUAAACAAAACACGGGUUCCUGA
Adelges cooleyi (spruce gall adelgid) is the source of this 1485-nucleotide messenger RNA. Its product is annotated as coiled-coil domain-containing protein 81-like. Bases 1 to 1485 code for a protein of 494 amino acids. Lineage: Eukaryota; Metazoa; Arthropoda; Insecta; Hemiptera; Adelgidae. The record is from RefSeq and is a predicted model, not a curated record. Gene Ontology annotation, cellular component: centrosome. The transcript is spliced from 8 exons.